AUGGCCACCUGCGGCGCCCAUCCUCUGAUCACCAACCCCCUCCCCGCCGUCCGCUCCUCGAACCCCUCCGGCGCGCCGCCGUACGCGACGGCGCUCCCCGCGGGGGUUACCCGCAGGCACCAAACGAACCGGGAACCGCUCCGCUCAAGCGCCGCCGCCAGCGCCGCCGUCUGCGCGGGGUUCAGCUCCGCCUGGCUGCCGAAACAGACGUACACCACCGUGCCUGCGGGGCAGGCGUCCAGCCAGGCCAUGGCGCCGGCAGAGAGGACAGAGUCGCCGUCGCGGUCGCCGUCGCCCGGCGGAGCCAGCGGGCCGACCGCCCACACACGGCGGUGCCCCAGCUCCGCCCGGAGGUGGUCGAGGUACGGCGCCUCCAAAUCCAUGAAGGUGUUGAAGACGUAUCCCCAGCUGGAGAUAUUCUGCAAGAACCCUUCCCUUACGAACUCGCAGAGGGGGUUCCCUUCCCUGCACCUUCUGUAG
Molecule: messenger RNA, 480 nt
Organism: Spirodela intermedia
Lineage: Eukaryota; Viridiplantae; Streptophyta; Magnoliopsida; Alismatales; Araceae
Source: the annotation of a GenBank genome assembly